Molecule: messenger RNA, 804 nt
Organism: Spodoptera littoralis (African cotton leafworm)
Lineage: Eukaryota; Metazoa; Arthropoda; Insecta; Lepidoptera; Noctuidae
Source: the annotation of a GenBank genome assembly
AUGGUGGCUCUUAGUGUACUGGUGGUCUCCGCUAUAAUCGCUGCUGUGUCAGCGAUCCCAGCGGCAGUGGACCCGGUGAUCACGAAGCUGAACCCUGAAGGUCUUCGCUAUGGUUACAUCAGGGACGAUGAAGGAAACCCUCACCUGGUCGACUCCUGGAUCAAAGCCAGCGACCUCAGAGAUAUGGCACGAUACAAUCCUGAUGUAGACAAUGAGUAUCACCUUUACACCAGGUCCAACCCACUGGUAAGCCAGCCUAUCGUCCAGGGUAACAACGCCCUCCUCGCCGCUAGCCACUUCGACCCCAAAAAGAGAACUAUCAUCCUCAUCCACGGGUUCCUCGGAAACAUCCUCAGUGGAUUCAAUACAGUCCUCGUUCCUGCUUUCAUUUUGGCUGGUGAUGUCAACGUCAUUGUGGUCGACUGGGGCAAGGGUGCUCACUUAGGAUUCAACGGAAUCAGCUCAGGUCGCAGUGUGGGCCGCUUCAUCGACUGGCUGAACCAGGCGUCUGGUGCCAAUGUGGAGAACUACCACAUCUUGGGAUACAGUGUCGGCGCUCACCAGGCCGGUAUCGUCGGCAGGAGUCUGCUCGGCCGUCCCAGCUAUCUUACUGCUAUGGACCCAGCAGACCGUUGGCUCUCCAGCCAGGCCGUCCGCGCUGAUGAUGCAGUCUACACCGAAGUGAUCCAUACCAACAUCGGUAACAUUGGGCAGGAGGAACCCGCUGGUGAUGUGGACUUCUAUCCUAAUGGGGGAAUUGAUAUGCCUGGGUGUGCCACAGCUGUUUGCGACCAUUACAGGUGA